Molecule: messenger RNA, 267 nt
Organism: Didymodactylos carnosus
Lineage: Eukaryota; Metazoa; Rotifera; Eurotatoria; Philodinida; Philodinidae
Source: the annotation of a GenBank genome assembly
AUGAAACGAAGUCGAAUACGUGAAUCAUUACAAGAUUUAGAUGAUAUUGAUCAACUGGAUAUUGAAAAAAUCAUUUCAGAUGCAUUUGAUCAAGCAGUUCAAUUAACUGAGCGUUUAGAAUUAUCGAAUUUAUUAAAAGAACAUGGUGUUUUCGAUUUAGAUUCAAUGAGUAAAUAUGUAUUCCAACAAUUGAACUCGAGUUCUAAAAUGUUUGAUUAUUCCACACAAAUGAUGAUAGCGAUGAAUUUGACCUUGAAGAAGAAGUAG